Molecule: messenger RNA, 1594 nt
Organism: Selaginella moellendorffii
Lineage: Eukaryota; Viridiplantae; Streptophyta; Lycopodiopsida; Selaginellales; Selaginellaceae
Product: transcription factor MYB87-like
Exons: 3
Coding region: 33-1463 (476 amino acids)
Source: RefSeq, a predicted model, not a curated record
CGGCGCGGUAGAGAGGAGGGAAUCGAUUUCAAAUGGGAAACAUAUUCUUUGGUGGGCAUAUUCGUGCUCGUUUCUGGGAAUCUUCUCGUUGGGGUAUAUUCGCUCAAACUCAAGGCCAGCAGAUCAAGAACCCGCGGAGUCUCAUGGGCGAUCCAAUGCAAGGAGGAGGAGUGGCGGCGGCGGCGGCGGUGGCAUUGGAGCUCUGCGAGGAGGGAAGAGGAAGGGGAGGAGGCGGCGGCGCGGUGAAGGGAUUGAAGAAGGGGCCGUGGACGCCGAGCGAGGACGCGAUUCUUGUGGGCUAUGUUCACAAGCACGGCGAGGGCAACUGGAACAAUGUCCAGAAGAACUGCGGCCUCUCGCGCUGCGGCAAGAGCUGCCGGCUGCGGUGGGCGAAUCACCUCCGCCCCAACCUCAAGAAGGGCGCCUUCACCCCCGAGGAGGAAAGAACCAUCAUCGAGCUCCAUGCCAAGCUCGGCAACAAGUGGGCGAGAAUGGCGUCACAGUUGCCCGGAAGGACUGACAACGAGAUCAAGAACUACUGGAACACAAGGAUCAAGCGGAGGAUGCGAGCGGGGCUGCCGGUCUAUCCCCCGGACCUCCAAGACUUGUGCUCCAAUCUUGCUCGCGGCGGCCAUCACCGGAAAGAAGCGCAAGAAGAUCAUUAUCUUGGUCAUCACCACAACCAGGUGGUGGUGAGCAGUAGCACCAGCAGCAAGAGCAGCAAUAGCAACAACAGUAGCAGGAAGAGCGGCGGCAUCUUGAUCGCCGCCGCCAAGAACAGCCACGACCAUCCUUCCUCGAUCGCCACCUCGUCCUACUACAACGACGAUGGAGCUCGAGGCGAUGAUCAUCACGACGACUUUGCCGCUGCUUAUCACCACCACCGUCUUCUCGAGCAGAUCAACCAGCAGCACCAGCAGCAAAGCCAGCCGGAAUCCACGAGCGAGAGCUAUGGAUCCAACAGCGGUGGGAGCGGCGGCGGCAACUUCUUGCGUGAUGUCUUGUUCCACCAAGACCAUCAAGCCCAGCGCGAUCACGAUCACCACUCCCCGGACGAGCAGCCGCUGGUCUACGGCAAAUCCAGCGCCGUCAACGAGGAAGGAAUCUAUCAGCUGAGGCUCUUCGAGGUGUGGGACGAGGACCAGGUGGAGCAAACCACCACCGCCACCACCUUCCGGGGUGGAUUGGUGUGCCCGGACGAGGAUUUCUACGCGCUGCUCGAGCUCGAGUCGCAGAUGCCGGGGCCACCGCCGGAGCUCAUCCCCGUGCCUGUAAACCUUUUAAGUUACAGCAGCGGCUUGAAUCACCCGGCUAACUUGGCUCUCAUGUUUCAAGGUGAGAUGAUCCCUGCUCUAAACUCGCCGUCCGCCACGCAGCUCAAUUGCUACCCGUGCCUCUACAACCGAGACGAGCUCCCGGAUCUCUACCAGCAGCAGCAGCAGCAGCAGCUCAUGUGGGACUAACACACACUGAUUUAUUUGCCAUACAUUCUUUCUAACCCACCAUUGAUAUUACACAAACUUUCUUCGAAAAUGGAGAGAGUUUAUUAAAACUUUGGUUUCUUAGCAUACAAAAUUCUUGGUCGCGACUUCAA